Daucus carota subsp. sativus is the source of this 1243-nucleotide messenger RNA. Its product is annotated as homeobox-leucine zipper protein HAT4. The transcript is spliced from 4 exons. The record is from RefSeq and is a predicted model, not a curated record. Lineage: Eukaryota; Viridiplantae; Streptophyta; Magnoliopsida; Apiales; Apiaceae. The coding region runs from base 153 to 1064 and encodes 303 amino acids. Gene Ontology annotation, cellular component: nucleus. Gene Ontology annotation, molecular function: sequence-specific DNA binding; DNA-binding transcription factor activity, RNA polymerase II-specific. Gene Ontology annotation, biological process: regulation of DNA-templated transcription.
ACAACCCCACCCCCUUUCCUCUUUCUUUCUACAGUAUAUACUAACCCAUCUCAACCCCCUUUCAUUGCACAUCAACUACUUAGCUUUUGAAAUCACUUCUUGAAACUCAUACAUAUAUUUCAAGAAAGAGCUAUACAUCUAGAUAUACAAGAAUGAUGAUACAUCAAAGAGAAGAUCAUUUGGGGCUCACUCUAAGCUUGAACUUCCAAACAGGAACUCACCAACCUUCAUUAUCUUCCUCACCGCUACAACUAAAUCAAACACCUUCCCUGGCCUCCUCAUCAACUCACUCACAUUUCAACCUCCACAACACCACCACUUUAACCAAACAAACCUCAGAUCGGAGCUUGUUCGAGACAUGCAGAGUGGAAACGAGGUCGUUUUUAAAGGGAAUCGACGUCAACCGGCUGCCGACGAUGACGGUAGACAUGGAAGAAGAAGCUGGCGUGUCUUCACCGAACAGUACAAUAUCAAGUGUUAGUGGAAAAAGAAGAAGUCUAGAGAGAUCUGAGCUGGGUAACAAUAGUGAUGAUCUUAUAGAUUGUGAUGAUGAAGAUGGUGAUAAUUCUAGAAAAAAGCUGAGGCUUUCUAAAGAUCAGGCUGCUAUUCUUGAAGAUAGCUUCAAGGAACAUAAUACUCUUAAUCCAAAACAGAAGCUGGCUUUGGCAAAAAGACUAGGUUUGAGACCUCGUCAGGUGGAGGUCUGGUUCCAGAACAGAAGGGCUAGGACUAAGUUGAAGCAAACUGAGGUUGAUUGUGAGUUCCUAAAGAGAUGUUGCGAGAAUCUAACCGAGGAAAAUAGGAGAUUGCAGAAGGAGGUUCAGGAUCUGAGGGCUCUUAAAUCAUCCCCACAGUUUUAUAUGCAAAUGGCCCCUCCCACAACCCUGACCAUGUGCCCUUCAUGUGAGCGUGUCUCAGCCCCAGUGUCGUCAGCUGCCUCACCGUCGACCACACCUGUUCAGCCACUCCAUUCGGGUUCUAGUCACCAUCGGGUCCCUUUUAACCCAUGGGCCAUUAAGCCUGCUGCUCAACAACUGCUCAAUGCAACCCACCAUAGACCAUGAUGUUGGUUUAAACUAGUGGAAUAUGCAAUGGAGAAAUGAGGAAUGUUUAGUUGUUUAAUAGGAGUAUCUCUUUGUCGUACGUUUGUGAAUAAUCUGAAAGAUGUAGGAUUUGGUGGUUGUAAUGUGAUAUGGUAGGGUCUGAAUAUAUUAAGUAACAAAGCUUGUACUAGGUUUUACUA